Messenger RNA from Echinostoma caproni, 2298 nucleotides. NCBI's taxonomy places the organism in Eukaryota, Metazoa, Platyhelminthes, Trematoda, Plagiorchiida, Echinostomatidae. The record is from the annotation of a GenBank genome assembly.
CAGCAAACAAUGGACUAUUUCGNUAUUUCGGAGCAGGCGUCUGUUAUUCGAACCUAUCAGGGCAAUGAAGUUGAUGAGUUCACACAGGGCCUGGAAUUCACGCCUCGUUUAAUCCGAUACAAGGGAUCAACUAAUGGUUACGCUUUUCUGGAGGGUCCAAUGGGCUUGAACGGAUCAUGGAUAACAUCUUACGGUCAAGACCUAAGAUUCACCGCUCGACUGUUCGGCUCUACAACGGAGCAAUUGAAAGGAGCUAUGGUAGCACUGCAUGGUCCGAAAGAAUCAUUGUACUGGUGUCCACCAGCCGACCGAGUUCUACUCUAUGCUAUGAGUGUGGGCUACGAAAAUGACGUCUCUAUUCGACUAAACGAACGCGAGCGUUGGUUCCUCGAUCCAAACUGUACACAACGCCUCCCGGAUGCCAAUGGACGAAGUCAGUUUAUGGAACUUUUGAAAAACGUGAAACGCCUUGGUAUUCGUACAAACAUCUACAACGAUCAGAUUAGUUUUGAGCUGCAAGAUUUACGUCUGGAACAUACGGUUCCAUCGGAUCUGCCAGGUGUUUGGGUUGCAGAGAUUGAACAAUGCGAAUGUCCUCCAGGAUACGAAGGUCUAUCAUGUGAGAAAUGCGCUUACGGAUAUGAGAAGCACCCAUCAGAGCCAGGCCAGUGUCGUUUGCGAUGCGCUUGUGAUGAGUGCGAUGAUGAAGGAAAUUGUCUCACUUGUCCCGGAAACCGAAGCGGUCCACAAUGUCAACAAUGUAAGAAAGGAUACUACAGACCGUACGAGAGUUCCCUGGCGGAUGAUUGUAUCCCGUGCGAUAAAUGCGCGCAAGGAUCACCUCAUGUUAUAAAAGAAUGUGUGGAUAGCUUGUUACCCGCUGAAGACCCAUACUGUAAAUGUCAAGCAAGAGAAGAAGGCAAACUUGUCGAUCCGGAAUGUGACCAGUGUUUGAUUGCAGAGAAGCAAGGACUUCCGUUGCCAGACGAGUGCAGUGAACGACCAGAGCCCAGUGCAUGUGAACCAACGGGAACCAAAUCCGGUAUGGUGGCCGGUGAAUGCGAAUGCCAGUCGGAUCCUCAGGGUAUCGAUUUUGAUAUCUGGUUAGCGCAGGGAAGCGCUCAUGGAAGUGUACUUCGCUCUGAUUAUACCGCGAAUGGAGAGCCUCGAUUGGAACGUGCUAACGGAGAUGUGAUUGUUCGUCAUCCCAUACUCGAGCGAGGCCUGAUUCACAUUGCGAUGAACCUACGUCAAACUCCGGAGAGUCCAUCAACGGGUUCGGAUAUUCCCAUCUAUAGAAAUCUCUAUGGCGGUCAGAUGUCAUUCCGUUUGAAUUCGCCCAAUAUGGAUCCAAAAGCGGUUAGCCAAUCACAAGCCGGUGUCGUUAUUGAAAUCGAGUCACCGCGUUUUGGUCGUGUUUGGACGCAAGCUAGUUACAACGUUGAAACACAACGCUAUGAAGUGGAAUUCAGUGAAAACUGGUGGCCUGGUGGAUGGCGCAUUGGUUCGACUAAUGCAUUUGGGGAAAGGGGACCGCAACAGGGAUUGACUAGGGGUCAGCUGCUUCGAGUUCUGGGAACCGCCUCCAGUAUAUCUAUUGUGACCAGUACUGGCCAAAGUGCCGGUUUGAAGGAUAUGCGGCUUUCCGGAUUGGCUGUUCAAUUGGCACUACCAGAGAUGCCCAAAGCUGGUCAAGAUCUGCUGCCCGCACCGGUCGAAAUCUGCGAUUGCCCUGAACCCAGUCAAGAGGGCGAACGCGCGUUGUCGCUCAGUUGCGAGGGUUGUCGUGAUCCCAAAAAACGAACUACUGUGCGUCUGCAACCCGGAGGUACGGAUCUCGAAUGCGAGGAAUGCAUUGGUUCGAACUGCGCCGAAUGUGCCAGUGGCCUGUUCAGAUACAACGUUUACACCGGACAGUCAUAUGACACUUGCAGGCCAGGUCUCACACUGGAUUCGGAAAAGCGGAUUGUUGUGGUCCGAUCGGGCAGUCCGUUCACCCUCGUAUGUCGUGCAACUUCUUACCAUGGAGGUAUACUCACACACGAGUGGGUUAUGCCGGGACCCGUGGAUCCGCAUCGAAUGGAAGUCACGCGGCAACAUGUGCUCCAUCCUACAGACCCUAGCCGACCGACUUUCAAUCAGAGCACUCAUCGGUCUGAAGCAAUCUUAUCAAUCAAUAGUGCGCAAAAAUCUGAUAGUGGACUCUAUCAUUGCCAAGCUUCUGGCCUUGGUUCUUUCCUUGAGCAGCCCACUUAUGUGGAAGUGUGGGAUGAAGGUAAUAUAAAUAAGCACAUAUGA